Molecule: messenger RNA, 1529 nt
Organism: Polyodon spathula (Mississippi paddlefish)
Lineage: Eukaryota; Metazoa; Chordata; Actinopteri; Acipenseriformes; Polyodontidae
Product: complement C1q-like protein 2
Exons: 2
Coding region: 290-1045 (251 amino acids)
Molecular function (GO): protein binding
Source: RefSeq, a predicted model, not a curated record
UUCUCUACUCUAAUCCAGACAUGCCAAGAUGAAUACUUCCCAGCUCUCUGAAGCAUAGUGAUGCUGGCAUAGCAACAAUUGCCUAAGGAAGAUCAAGCUUAAGGCUAAAAUAAAUUAGUUUUAAUUGAAAGAACAGCGUUGAUCUGUUUCAUCCACUCUCUUUCUAUUGGAAAUUUGUAGACGCUCGUAACCUUUCAUCAUUACUUCCCAAAGCAAAGGGGACUUUCUAGCGCUUGCUUCUCGGAUUUGCCAGAGGAAGCGACUCGUUGCUGCUGUAGUUGGUAUCGUCAUGGUGUUGGUUCUUAUUAUAGCUAUACCGCUACUGGUCCAGAGUUCCAAGACCUCAGCUCACUACGAGAUGAUGGGAACUUGCAGGAUGAUCUGUGAUCCUUACAGUACCAAGCCCAGCAGUACAGCGGAGGAAGUCAUGCAAGAUCUGAGUGCUAUUCCUCCCCCACCGCUUUUUGUUCAGGGGACUAGUAAAGGGGAACCUGGGCGCCCAGGAAAACCGGGGCCCCGGGGUCCACCUGGGGAACCUGGCCCGCCAGGUCCAAAAGGACCUCCCGGAGAAAAGGGGGGAUCUGGAAAACCUGGGUACCUGGGUGCAGGGGGUACCGAGACAAGUGCCCUUAGUACACUAGUAAGUGGCACCAAGAUAGCUUUUUAUGUGGGUCUGAAGAGCCCUCACGAAGGAUACGAAGUUCUUAAGUUUGAUGAUGUUGUAACUAACGUGGGAAACCAGUACAACCCAGCAACGGGGAAGUUUACCUGCCACGUAUCUGGGAUCUAUUUCUUUACCUACCAUGUGCUGAUGAGAGGGGGCGAUGGAACCAGUAUGUGGGCAGACCUUUGUAAAAACGGACAGGUUCGCGCCAGUGCUAUUGCCCAGGACGCCGAUCAGAACUACGACUAUGCCAGCAACAGUGCAGUCCUUCAUCUAGACUCUGGGGAUGAGAUAUAUGUCAAACUGGACGGAGGGAAAGCGCAUGGAGGAAACAAUAAUAAGUACAGCACUUUCUCUGGUUUCAUUUUAUAUCCCGAUUAAAUAUCUCAAGCGAAGAUUGAGCACUUGUAACGUCUCCAGCUGUCUCUACGGGUCAUACUUUUCAUGCUUCAUUUAUACAUUUUUGUGGAAAACGCAAAGGUGUCAAUUUCUUCCUGUUUCUGCAAGUAAUGACGACGUAACCCUUGAGACCAUGUGUUUGAUUGUGACCAUUUUGAGCUUGGCAAUUUGUGGUGUAUUUACUAAAAAAAACAAAAAAAAAAAACAAUAAACAAUAAAUCUAAUUAAGAAAGGAAAACAAAUAUAUGGAUAACGUUAUGAUAAUGGUUUUUAGCUAUUUCCAUUAUUUCAAUAAACGUUAUGUUUUUGUAUACUGCGGUUUGUUCCAGUUAUUUAUGUGCAGAAAUAUAACAACGGGAUAUGUCUAGAUCAAGUGAGAGGCCAGUGUACAUUUAAUUAAAAGACUGGACAUUAAAAAGAAAAUCGUUUUACAGCAACUGUAAUUUUAGCUAAUCAUCACUUAACU